GGGGUGCGACAGCCAAUGGGAUGUCAAGGGGCGGGGCCACGGUGGAGGCACGUGCGGCCGCGCACGUGUACGCGUGGGGUAACCGCAGCCGGGGCGGAACCGGCGCCGGUACCGGGACAGAACGAACGGGAACGAGACCGGGACGGAGGGACCGGGAGAACCGGAACCGGGCGGGCACGGCCCGGCCCAAGCGGCUGCUGCCGGCAGGUGAUUCCGACCCCCAUGGAACCCUCCCAGCGCUCCCCUGGUUCUGGUGAUGGCAUCAGGACUGAGACCCCCCCCAGAACCCCCCCAGGGCCCCCCCGGUCUGAACGGGGCCGUAAGAGAAAGGCUGGGGGGGACCCAGAGCUGCCCCAGUUGCCACGUGGUGCCAAGAGGCCAAAGGAUGGAGAUGGGGGUGCUUGGCACAGCACCACCCCCCCCAGUGAUGGUGACCGGCUGUUUGCCCAAAAAUGCCGGGAGCUGCGGGGCUUCAUCCGCCCUCUGACAGAGCUGCUCAAUGGGCUGCGCAUGGGGAGAUAUGACAAAGGGCUCAGCAGCUUCCAGCAGAGUGUGGCCAUGGACAGAAUCCAGCGGAUCAUUGGUGUCCUGCAGAAGCCUGAAAUGGGCGCGCGCUACCUGGGGACCCUGCUGCAGGUGGAGGUGAUGCUCAAAGUGUGGUUCCCCCACGUCGCCCCCAAAGCCGGCCCCGAUCCCGACCCCGUUGGGGUCCUCCUGCUUCUUCGUGACCGUCACAGCGCACACGGGGACGGCGCAACAUCGGGGACAUCAGGGGGGACAUCGGGGACAACAUCAGGGGUAACAACAGAGACGACACCAACAGGGACAACACACCCCAAGUGCCCCCUCCCCACCCGGACUGGGGCUCUCCCUACAACACCUGAUGUGUGACCGUCCCCAACGUUGGAUUUUUCUCUUCGUUUUGGUUUUUUUGGGGGGUUUAUUUUUUUGGCCUUUUUUUUUCUGGUUUUUAAUUGUUUGUUCGUUUGGGGUUUUAUUUUUUGUUUGUUUGUUUGUUUGUUUUUUAAUUAUUACUUGGAAAGUUGGGAGCAGGAGGCAGCGCCCCGUCCCUGGACUGCAAGAAAGACCUCGAAUGAAGCAGAUAUUUGGGGUCACCCCCCCCUCUUAAAACCCCAUAGACACGCAGCAGAGCCGCCCCCCCCACCCCGAGCGCAGUGCCUUGGGGCCUCGCUGCAACCCCCAGGGGGUUGGGGGGCACAAGGGGACAGGGGGAUGGGGGUGGGGGGCAGGCCCCCCUGCAGCAGCACAGCCUCCCCCCGGCCUCGUGCCUUCCCCGUGGGGUCUGGGGGCGCGACGCGUUCCCCCCGUGGGAGCAAUAAAUGGCAGCAGAGCAGCCGGGCUGGGCUGUGACAGCA
Molecule: messenger RNA, 1376 nt
Organism: Coturnix japonica (Japanese quail)
Lineage: Eukaryota; Metazoa; Chordata; Aves; Galliformes; Phasianidae
Gene: CIART
Product: circadian associated repressor of transcription
Biological process (GO): circadian regulation of gene expression; negative regulation of DNA-templated transcription
Cellular component (GO): nucleus
Molecular function (GO): RNA polymerase II cis-regulatory region sequence-specific DNA binding
Source: RefSeq, a predicted model, not a curated record